AUGGCUGCCAUAAUGGAGUCUAUGAGAAUGUGUUACGCGUUACCAAUACGUGGAUUUCGGCGGUUACUCGAAGACACCACGCUACACGGCUAUAGACUCCCAGCGAAUACAACUGUGCUGAUAAACAACUGGUCAAUGCAUAUGGAUAAAGAACACUGGGGUGAUCCUGAAGUUUAUCGACCAGAACAUUUCAUUACUGAAACUGGACUACUUAGAGAGGAUGACGCAUUCUUGCCUUUUGGUCUUGGUCGACGUCGAUGUAUGGGGGAGCAGUUUGCAAAAAGUUUUUUAUUCCAAACUUUUGCUGGAGUCUUGCAAAAAUUUCAACUUGUUCCUGCUGAUGUUACUGACCUGGAGGCUACUGCUCUUGGGGGCUUUAAUCUUGCACCAAAAACUUAUGACAUCAUUUUCAAAUCUCGAUAACACUGCAAAAACAAUACAAAUGUACUUGUUUUCAUUAUUGUUGUAACAACUGAAACAUAAUAGACGAAUAUAUUUUAAUAAACUUAUUUCAGACUUAAUAA
Schistocerca gregaria is the source of this 524-nucleotide messenger RNA. Its product is annotated as methyl farnesoate epoxidase-like. The record is from RefSeq and is a predicted model, not a curated record. The coding region runs from base 1 to 423 and encodes 140 amino acids. Gene Ontology annotation, molecular function: monooxygenase activity; oxidoreductase activity, acting on paired donors, with incorporation or reduction of molecular oxygen; heme binding. Lineage: Eukaryota; Metazoa; Arthropoda; Insecta; Orthoptera; Acrididae. The transcript is spliced from 3 exons.